This is a messenger RNA of Monomorium pharaonis (pharaoh ant), 7733 nucleotides long. RefSeq lists its product as uncharacterized. The transcript has 6 exons. Gene Ontology annotation, cellular component: nucleus. Gene Ontology annotation, molecular function: ATP binding; inositol-1,3,4,5,6-pentakisphosphate 2-kinase activity. Gene Ontology annotation, biological process: inositol phosphate biosynthetic process. NCBI's taxonomy places the organism in Eukaryota, Metazoa, Arthropoda, Insecta, Hymenoptera, Formicidae. The record is from RefSeq and is a predicted model, not a curated record. Bases 4908 to 6440 code for a protein of 510 amino acids.
AUAAGUAAAACUUGACUAACGAGAGACGCGAAUGAAUCCUUUCCCGCUGGUUUUCGCAGCGUGCAUAGUUGUUGCAUCGUCGUGCGGAACGUCUGUAAAAAUAUGUCUCUGUCCUGCUAAUGUCACUUGUGGGAGGGGGAGACAAAAUAUUAUGAGCGAAAACUUUGAAGAUAUAUCUGCAGCUUUGCUGUUUUUUGAUUAUCAAAUUUCAGAAAAUCAGAAUAUCAUUUUAACAAGAUGUAAAAGAUAGGAUCUCAUGAAGAGAAAAAUGAAGCCAUGAACACUUGCAGCAAAUGGAUAACGUCAGAAAGAUGCUGGUAAUGUUGAGAAAAAAGUAGUUAUUAUAGUAAUUAAAAAGAGGAAAUAAAUAGAGAAAGACGGAUGACAGAUUAAGCCGCGUAAUAGCAAGCGACAAGCGACCUCUUAAUCCCUUCAUAUGCCUCUUUUAACUCUUUUUUAUUUCUUUUACAUUCGCUUAACAUCUCGAAAUUGACGGAAAUUAUUUUCAUACAGCCAAUCGAUAGAGUUAUUCGUAUUAAGAAUUCUCAAAACCUAUUAAAGCCAUUGAUUUGAAUUUUUGCAUAUAUGUAAAAUGCAUGCCUGCUUGUCGCAUUAGGACUAGAUUGUUGCGAUAAAUUAUUUAUAAAUUAAUUUAUAAAUUAUUUUUUCAUAUUUAUUAAAUUCAUGUCAGUUUUCUUAAUUCCCGAAAAUAGACAAACCUAUUUGUGUUUCGGUACAUUUUCUUGUAAGCAAAUUAUAAACAAAUUUCUCACUACAAUGUUUAUUCCAUAGCGUGAUAAUUAAUCCUUUGAGUAAAUACGCAUGUGCGACUCUUUCAUUUUCUCUCUCUCUCUCUCUCUCUCUCUCUCUCUCUCUCUCUCUCUCUCUCUCUCUCUUUCUCUCGGUUCACAAGCUUUUAAAUGACAUUUUUAAUGAAAACGAUAAAAUAUCAUAUCUGAUAUUUUGUUCAUAUUUAAUACCGUCAGAGAUAGUCAGCAGUGAUCCUAUCGGGAGAUAAAAUUAGACGAUGUAUUUUCUGUGUGUUUAUUGUUUGUUGUACAGAACUGGUAAUAUUUACAUACGUUGCUGUUCCGUGGCAUUUUUUCUCGCGCAAAAGGUCAAAAUCAGAUUGUUGUUCUUCAUGUGACAUUUCGCGAUUUGAUAGCAAGGCUAUGCAUUUAAAAAACAGCAAGAGAUUCCAGAGAAUCUCGCGUUGGCGUCGGUAUUAAACUUUAUUGCACGAAGAGUUAAAAUCAAAUCGUCGAUGCACGUACGCGAUUGAUAGUAAGCAUUAAAAAAAAAAAACUAAGAGAUUCCAGAAAAUCACGCUCAGUGAUUGCAACUAACGUCAAUAAUAAAAUUGCAAAGUUAAUGACUUUGAUUGCACGCUAGAAGAAACGCCCACGUAUUCGUUCGACGAGGGAAAACGAUCGUUUUUAUUUCGCCAAGAUUUUCCAACUCCUCCUCCCUCCACACUCUCAUCCAGAAGGAUGCAUUUUGUUCGAGAACAUUUAUUACACGCGCGCACAAUGAAAGCACGGGGAGAUUGCGGCCACGCGAUCGCGCGGCAUGGCGGGGGGGAUUUAUUUUUGAAUAAUGCAACGACGUUUAUCAUCCGCUAUCGGCGAGAAGGAGAUCCGCCCAUUGUAUGCAACGCGCGGUAAUUUCGUUCGUUGGUGGAACUACUUCCCUUUUCUCUUUCGGUGCGAGAUUGUUCCGGGCAGUCGUCGUUCCGCGCCUUAUCGGGAUUCACCCGAGUAUUUAUGAAAUUAUUUCAAGAUGUUAACAACCAAUCCUUCCUUAACAUGUUGAUUGUGACGUAACGUGUUUAUAAUAACGGGACCAGCUGACUAGAAUAAGUAAUAUAACGGCGGAUGUUAAGGAUACAAAUAACAAAUUCGUGUUCGUUUCGUUCGUGUUGUAAAUUUUUACCGUGAAACGGACAGCGCGCGCGCGCGCACGCCGUUUCUACAUAAAACUACGUAGGACACAGGCUUGUUGCACAGACGUUCGAUACUCGUCGUUUGCAUACGUCCACACGUGGGCGUGGAUCGCCGUUGUUUACGCAUAGACGCUCAGCGACGAGCGUGCCAGGGAGCGCCGGGUGUUUUCCACCGGAAAUCUGUUGGACAAACUUUGUGAAACGUGGUCCUGCAAGAAAACCCUUGAUAAGGUGGAUGGGCAGGAUUUACGCGCGGCUGCAUUCACUGGGGGCUGCUGGAAAGAGAUGCUAAUCGGAAUGCCCCUUACCGCAUCGCAAUCUCGCACUCGCAACGCGAGUACAAAUUAAUUCCGUUCUUGUAUUACUUUAUAUGUAUAAUUAAUGAUUCACAGCGGUGAUCUCGAGACGACUUGGCGUCGUUGUUACGCGAUAAACCAAGGAAGUCGCACUCGCGUGAUCGUGUCACCUUUUUAUUCUCAUGAGCGUAACGGUUCUCGCUGAUUGGCGUGUGCGGUCGACAUAUGCGUGACAGAAUGGUUUACCGAAGUUUAUUGUCCCAUAAGUUUAUUAUACUUACUAAGCACCGAGCGGCGAGAGCUCAUACUCGUAUGGUCACCGCGUCUUCAUUUUCUUUUAUGUAAUUUCCGUUUCUCCCCCAUACGUUUUUAUUUCAUUGAACUCUGUUCUCCCUUCGUAUCACGUUAUAAUUGUUUCUAUGUGCUUUUACCUUUUUCUUUCUUUUAUUUACUCUAUUUUCUUCAUCUCUGCGUUUUCACAUAUUUCUUUACAUAUUUCUUUAAAAUUGUUUUACAUUACCGGACCAUACACGUGUUAUUUAUAAUAUAAAGACUCAAGUUCUUUACGGUUAUCCAUGCAAGUUCCCGGAGUAAACUGUUAGUACCAAACUCUAUAAUUGAGUUGACGCACGUUCUUUUGCGUUUUCUGCUACCGUGCUCGCACUUAUCCGGAUAAACUUAUAUUUAUCCGUUUACACACCGGUUUACCGGCGAAAAGUCUAUCCGGUCUGGUCUGGCCGCGACUGUGCAGAUGCAACAAGUGGUCGGCCGUGCUCUUCCGCUUUUCUUUCCGCGGGUUCGUCGAUAUUCCGACACGUUGGCACUUUCUCCGGCCGUGAUUGGAAAUAGAAACCACCGCCGUACAGUGGGAGAAAACGAGACGUUAGGCGACAAAAAUCUGUGACUACGUCAAUUUUCAAUAUCGAAAUCAUUUAAUCGAAACUUGGUAUCCUACAAAGUUUUUUUGUCGCUAAAUCUGAAUUCACUGCCAAAAAUUAAAAAUUUGAUAUAGCAAAUCCACUAUGACCAACAAAAGUGCAACUGAAAUGGUUUCGGAUUACAUUAUAUCCUCUAAAAAUUAAAAAUUCACUAGUAUGAUAUAUAUAUAUAUAUAUAUAUAGUAUAUGACUCUGAACACCACCAUUUAAGAUCUGCACAUCUCGUAAUCCUAAAGCUAUAAUCUCAAAAUCCUAUAAACCCUGAAUUCCAUAAUCCAAAACUCAAUAAAUCCAGACUCCAGAAUUACUAAUUCCAUGAAACAGAAUCAUAUAAAAACUUUACAAUGUUGAAUCACAUAUUUACACUUUCUAAGGUAAAGUUAUAACCAUAAAACUUAUAAAAUAAAUAAGAUGUAGUUAGAGAUUUUUGUCGCCUAACGUCUCGUUUUCUCCCUCUGCCGCGUCGACCGGUGAUUGCAAAAGAAACACGCGAGGGUAAACGACAUCAACUCCGUGUCACGUGGCACCGAUUAGAAAAUAUAUUUCGCGAGAAGUCGCCGCGAUUACGAGCGAAGGAAUCCGUCAAUGUUCCGUGCUAUUUCGAGAAAUAUCGUUAAGAAAACGCGGCUAAUUAUCGCGUUUGCUGGCGCAUAACAUGUAAUUUGUAUGAGGGAAAAGGUGUCCUUAAAAGGCAAAUGAUGUUUGGCGAUAUUACAGUUUUAUAAACUACAGCUCGUAUCUAAUUUUCCCCUUAUCGCUCGGAAUGUAUAAUGUAUAAUAAAAUCCAACGUAUAUCUCUCGCAAUUUUCAUUUCGCAUUGUGUCUGCGCGUAAAUAAAAAAUCCACUUGUAAAUAUCGAUAUCGCGGUUAUUUAUUCGCGUUCCGUAAUUAUCGCGGCGAGAAUCAAUCGUGGUGCCCUCGCCGAGCAAAAAUAGCAGCAGAAACUUCAUCGCUGCGCGCGCUGUACAAAGUCAGACGUUCUCCCCCGAUAACGUGAGAGCUCUCGCGGGAUCUGCUGUUAUUAUUCGCAGACGGAUCCGACCGGGGGUUAUCGUAUCCGAGCGUGAACGCCUUUGCGCGCGGAUUGUGAAAUCCGUCGAUACUCCUCUAUCUGCAAACCACGUUAUUCGCGGACUGGGGCUAAAUCGCCGCUGGUUGUGUUAUCUCCGACGAUAUUGCCCACUCGCGUGAUACGGCAGUAUCGAUUUCCCGUUGUAAAACCGACGCGUUGCGCGUUGGCGAUACGUUCGUCCCGUGCGUGUGUUUUAUUUUCAAAAAAAUAUACGAUGGUUGCGAAAAAACCGAAUCGCGCGUCCCGUCGUCACGACACUCCCCGUGACCGCGCUUUCGUUAGAGUCUUUCUGAUUAACGUCUUGUUUGAGGAGAGGCGCUUUCUUGUCUUACCACCCAUGAUAUGCACGACGUGACACAAGUGACGUAAACAAAAUUUCGAAGAAAAGAGAUACGCCGUGCGCAAAAAUAACAUUGUAGCUCGUAUGUUACAACGUUAUCCCUCUUCUUUCUCGGCGAAGUUAAUAUAAAAGUGUUACGAGCGGCAACGCUAUAUUUUCCAAAACGACAUUGCCGCACGGAACUUGAAAUUCCUGCGAUUCAGUAUUUUUGCGAUAUGACGCCCGCGUCCUUAACGCAAGCUUUAUUAACUGCUGCAACCUCGUGAGAUUCGAUGACGUUUCUUUACCCUUCUUGUUUCAAUUUCGCUUGCUUUCUGGGAUGGCCCUCGAUAUCGUCUAUUUUCGGAGAUCGGCCCACGUCACGCGGAAUAUUUUUGCAACUGGACCGCUUUGCGUGUCGGACAUUUAUUUUCGAAGAUUGGAGCGAGAGGAACGUCGACAUAAAGAAAUUACAGAUCCAUACGCCAUGAAGUUUCCAGAUUAUACGUUUUUGGACUUGCAAUUGGAACUCGAUCAAACCGUUUUCCGAAACCGUUCGACGUUUUGCGUGGAGAUAAAGCCGAAGCAGGGAUACUUACAAGAGAUGGAGCAGAGAUUUUCUGGAUGUCCGUAUUGUCUCAACCAGUACGCCAAGUUGCGGAGAAAGAGCAUUGCCGCUCGCAGCAAUUACUGCCCGUUUGACCUAUUUUCUGGGACGGAGACGCGAAUGAAAACCGCCGUGGAGGCGCUUUUAAAAUCGCCGCAGAACAAUUUGAAAAUCUUUAAAGAUAGCUUCGUCGUCUACGAUGAAACGUCCUCGCCAAACGAUCUCGAAAAUGUGCUGGACGAGUGGUUUGGGAAUGCGGCGACGGAGAACGACGGACGAGCCCACCGCAUCGACGAAUUCUGCAAAUUGGUUUGUGCUGCCCUUACGCAGCCUAUCGCACAAGAGCAGCUGAAACUGCCAGCCACCUCCCUUUCACGUAAUUUUAUCCUACCCGCGAAUCAAGCUCCAACAACAUUUUGCGUCACACCACGCGCAGUCAUGAGAGCCAAACGGUGCCUUCGCCUCGCAGGAAAGAAAUGUAAUUUUAAUGGCAAGGAAUUGCCGAAGAACUCAGUGCUAGAGCGAAUAUGGAAUAUGCAGCGAUUGUCUUACGUAAACAUCAAUUAUAUUUACGGCAUCUAUUCCAAAUUCGCAUCGCUAUUAAAUAACGAUAUGAUAUAUUCUGACUUGACAAAAUUAAACAAAAUUAGUAACGUUUUUCACACUUCACUCAGCAAACCUACGAACAUAGUCCAGAAAAUAGAGAUUAUGAAGGAAAAAGAUUUUCAAACGCUUCUUAAGAGCUCUAUUACACAAGAAUAUGAUGACGAGUUUAAUGGAAAUUGUAGUACCAGUUCAGAGUGUAUCUUAUCUGCUAAUGCCGACAAAAUGCUUGUGAAUGGUGGUGUAUCGCAAACAGAAAUUAGUUCCAACCUAGAUUCGCACCAACCAUUUUAUGGAAAUAAGAGUCUGCAUAACCAAAGAACUAGCAACGAUGAUGACGAGCGAAAGGCAAAUAUGCAGAUUACCGCCGAACAUUUAUCAGCGUUGCAAAAUUACCUUUUAUUUGUCACGGCUAGAGAUUGCUCGAUAUUAAUGACCUUCCGCGAAUUGCAUCCGAAAGAUGCAUCAAGAAUGCCUGAGAAAAAUACGAUAAAACUUUCGGAGCGACAUCACUUUUUAAGCAGUAUCAGAGUUUCGGACUUGGAUCCGAAAAGCGUUCAUUCCAUCGAAAAACAUCGACAACGAGAUGUGGAUAUUUUUAAAUCUGUGAUUUCUUUAUUAGAAGAAGAUAUUUUAAAUAGUUAUCUAAAAGAGAAUAAAUAGUUAUCUACAAGAAAAAAGCAAUGCUACCAAAGAUAUAAUUUUUAAUUUAUGAUGAAAGAAUCUAUUUAAAGCAAAGGAAAUAUGUGCACUUAAUUGACGAUACAUUUACCGAUCAUGAAUAAUAUCAUUUUUUAAUGCAAAGGUAUCUGUCUGGCAUUCGUAAAAAAGAUAUUAAUGCUAUCAUUCGUUAAUCAGUAUGUUAAAUUGAUAAACAUUUUAUUUCCGUAUGCAUAAAAAAUAUAAAACUGUACACAUAUAUGUGUAAAUAAUUCAACGAUGAACAAACAUACUUUUAAUAAAACGUGCUUGUAUUUUUUAGGAUUCUAUUUAAUUUUUUUAUUUUUAAUUUACAGAUGAUAAAUAGAAAUAUAACAAAAAUGGAUUUUAAUGUUAUGAAAUGUUGACACUUGUUUGUAAACUAUUUUAUAAUGUACUGCUAUUGCUCAAAUUAUAUUUAUUAGUAUCAUAUUGCGAUUGUAUUAAAUUUUCAAGAGACAUGAGAUACUUAGAUGGAAUGAAAAAAUGCUAUAUACAGCAAUGUAAGAUAUGAUUUAGAAUAACUGUUUUGUUGUAUGCGUAAGAUUCUCGUGCUAAAGACUGACUUUUACAUGAAGAUGAAAUUAGCACAUUACUUAAUUGUAUAUUAUUAAAUUGAACUUGUUACUUCCUUAAGUAAAAUAAGGAUUGCGAAUCAAAAUACUAACAAAGGCAUAACACAUAUAUACACAGUACAAAUUUACAUAAUUUAUUUAUAUCUUAAAGUCUAAACAUUUCGCCGUUCAUAAAGAUAAAAUUUAAUGUUGUUUAAAAAAAUAUGAAAAAUAUAUUUAUUUUAAAAUGAAAAUUAUUUAUAAUCUGCAUAAAAAAAAUAGAAAACGAUUUUACUAUAUGAAGUUGAGAUUAAUAUUUUUUAAAUAUUGACUGUAAUGAAAUUCUUUAUUUUAGGUGUAAGAAAUAUAUUUUAAGAGUCAUUUUACUUAUUACUAAUGUCUUCAAUAGUGUGAAAGAAAUUAUUUAUUUUUUUAUUAGAAGAGUGAAUACAACUAGUCAGAAAAAGGAUGAAGAAGAAAGUAUUAUCAAAACACUAAAUAGACAAGGAAAAAAUUGAAAAAAAAUUCUGUGUGAUUAUCUUAGUGAUUAUCUUACGUUGAGUAUGGCUAACUGUUGUGACAUUAGCUCAAAUAGUAAAAUAAAUGUUAUUUAUCUUAUGUUUUAUUUUUUUGUGCCUCUUAGACUUGAUUAUCAAACAUGUUAUGUCAUUUCUUAAUAAAUAUCUCUGUAAAAAAUUACAAA